Messenger RNA from Geodia barretti, 1579 nucleotides. NCBI's taxonomy places the organism in Eukaryota, Metazoa, Porifera, Demospongiae, Tetractinellida, Geodiidae. The record is from the annotation of a GenBank genome assembly.
UACGUAAACGCGUGGGAAACGGGGCGUGGUUUACCCCGCCCACUAGCUGCGCACCAAUUAGAAUCGCCGCCGGACAAUGGCGUUCAAGCUGCAGGACUUCGGAAAGGUGAUUCUACCUGUUUUAGAUGUCAUGUUUAUAGUCUCUAUGGACGUGUAGACAACGUGGCGGGCAGUGGGACUGUUGUUCGUUCUCCUGCCGUUCUCCAGCUGCCUGUUCUACUGGUGUCGGAGUACCAACAGUCUGGCUCUCUCCUCCUUUGCCUACCUCACCCUCUUCAACAUUGGAAGUCUGCUGACCUGUGCUCUGUCUGUCUUGGUCUCAAAGCAGCAGCCUACUCCCAAGUUCUCUUAUGGGUACUUACAUACAUUCUCUUGUAAUACAUCAGAAGCCUAUUCUUUUGCAGUAGAUCCAUGAAGCCCGUUGGUACCAUAAUUUAUCAUGUCCACAAGUUUACAUUUGUUUGAGGACUAUAUACCAAGAUGAUAUCGUUGCACUGGCACCAUACCUCCUCAGGUUGAUUUGUGUGUCUGUGUUGAUUGCGUUAGGUUGGAGAGACUGAACGUUCUGGCCGUGUUCUCCACCACCAUCAUCCUCAUCCUGGCUGGCCUCAAUCAGAUCAAACUGUGCUCCGAAAGACUGUUUGACCCUCCACAAGUCUCCACAGACAACAUGUUGCUGGCAGUGGUUCUCGGGCUGACACUGCACCUGACAGUGAUGUUGAUGGUUGACAAUAAACCUCUGGCGCAUGCUGCUCAUGCUGCCACUCCUAACUGGCUACAGAGCAUGUUGAAUGAUGUGGGACAUAGUGUUGGUAGCAUGUUCCCUGGUCUGGGCCAUCUCCUGCUGCUGAGACUCAACCCAAUCUCUCUCCUGGCACUGGGGCAGAGUCUCUCCGUCCUCACGGCCAAGAUCUUCAUCGACUUUGAUGAGCUGUAUCUGGCUGAUGUGGCUGGAGCCCUCUUCAACACAGCUCUCAUCUGUGGCACGAUGCUUCCUCUCUCCAUCUACUGCGGCAAGAUAUUACUCCAGACGGCACCUGAGCAUUUACUACCACUUCUGGACAAGUCCCUGAGGGAGGUGUCAGCUCUAGAUGGAGUGUUGGAGCUGAAGGGAGAACACUUCUGGACUAUAGCAUUUGGCAGCUACGCUGGGUCGGUACAUGUGAGGGUGCGGAGAGAAGCUGAUGAACAGGAGGUGCUGUCACAGGUCCACUCCUGCCUCUCCAGUCAGAUCAACGACCUCACUGUACAGGUGGUGAAAGACGACCUCAUCAUUCCCACAGCCCCACCCACUAACAUUCCAGUGGGUGUGGUCUCCCCCACCCUCCCAUGCCCACCUCCUCACCAGACUCACUCUCACUCUCACUCACACUCACACUCUCAUGCAACACCUCACAGUGUUGUGGUCAAUCUGUAAAAAAUUUACGAAUCCAACAAAUUUUGGUGAGCAAUAGAGUCGUGGGGACUGACACCAUAGGUGCCGGGUUCGAAUCCUCGAUCCCUCGCUAAAGUGUCAGGUGGUCCAGAGCAUUGGCUGGGAACAGCUCUGGUUCCUCCCCUUACCCACAAAUCUACCACU